AUGUCUAAGAUUUACUCCACCGCUCUUCUUGUCUCAUGCGCGGCUGCGCAAUUGACCACUUCGGCAUGGAUGGCGGGCACCGGAAGCUACAGCCUUUCGUAUGUUGCUUCCGUAAUCGCUGUUGAAAAUGAUCGUACUACAAUGUCUCUUGACGUUCAGGGCAUGACCGAAGACCUAGGUGCGGCAGCCGAGAUAGGCCAGACAGUCACUCUUCAAGGCAACACCUUCUACGCAGUCAAUGCUGUGGCCGAGAACGAAGGUGUGACUGUCACCAUCAUGGGACAAUGCACACGCCAGAACACCGAUGAUCAGGAAGCUACAUGCACCAUGUCGACAAAGGGUCUCGAGGCCGCCAUCAGCUCAGCAUGUGCAAGUGCCGAUUCUGAGGACGAGCUGUGCAGUGAGGGAGAUCUUGACACGACCACUACUACAACACUGCCAGACGGUUACUUCAACAUGGUUCAGGUUGUCGUUACAUCUGGUGAGAACCUGCUCCCCAGCGCUUCUGCAGCUGCUACACCUUCUGCCGGCAGUGCUUCAGUCACCUCUUCCAAGCCAUCCGCUACCAACUCCGCCAAGCCCACUUCUUCCGGAUCAGAGGUGGCUGCUAGCUCUGGAGCUUCCCGUACUUCCCAGGCUUCAUCAGCAGCCCCUGAGGCUACUAACGCUGCGCCCUUGAUGGCCAUGGUUCCUGCUUUGGCAGGUCUCGGUGCCGCUGCUGCUUUCUUCUUGUAA
Molecule: messenger RNA, 735 nt
Organism: Bipolaris victoriae FI3
Lineage: Eukaryota; Fungi; Ascomycota; Dothideomycetes; Pleosporales; Pleosporaceae
Exons: 2
Coding region: 1-735 (244 amino acids)
Source: RefSeq, a predicted model, not a curated record